CUGCGCGGCUCCUCCCCGCCGCUCCCCGGGCCCGGCGCUCGCUUCGAGUCCGCGCCGCUGCCGCUGGGGAGGCGGCGCCGGGAGCUGAGCGGGGCCGGGCGGCGGCGCACCUCGCCGGAGCCUGCUCGCCGGGAUGAACGGGACGGCCAACCUCACCCCGGCUGGCCGUGGCCACUACGGCUCCGCCAUCCCGGUGCCGCGCGCCGUGCCCCCCAGCAAGCUGCCUGCUGCGGCCCCCCCGGCCCGCCAGAGCACCCCGGGGCCUCCCGCCUCCCACCAGGCCUCAUCCCCGCGGCUGGCCUCCGGCCCCAAAAGCCUCAAGCCCAAGCCCAGAGCCACCGGCCAUGAGCCGGCCGAGGGCCCCAGCCCCAGCGUCCCCCCCCGUGGGGGGCAGAGACCCCCGGUGCCCCCCGGGAAGUGGCCGGAGGUGGGCAAGGGGGUGGCGGGCAGCCGAGGGGCUGGCGUGGAGAGCGGCCUGCGGGGACCCGGGGGCCGCCGUCCCCUGAGCUGCUCCGUGCGGGGGCCGGGGGGGACCCCUGAGAUGGCGGCGGAGGACGGGCCCCCCGCCGGCUCGCAGAGCAGGGUGCCCGUCUUCGGGUCGGGGGCCAUCAGUUUCUCCUCGGCCUCCCCGCACAGCCGGCCCGUGACGGCCACCGUGGCACCCUUCCAGUACCGGCUGCAGGGGGACGGGGAGGAGCGGGCCACGUCCCCGUGUGACACCAGUCCUGCCAAGGGGCCCGACCCCAAGCCCGGAGCCUUGACAGCAGCAGCAGCAGCAGCAGCAGCAGCAGCCGCCGGCGGGUUAAAUGGUGGCAGCGCGGGGAUGCUGGGGAGCAACCUCAAGAGCCUUCCCGACGUGGAGCUGGGCGACGAGGGGGCGGCGGAGCUCCGCGGCUACCGGCGGGGCCCCGACGGCGGCGCCGUGAUGCCGAAGCGGGCGAAAGCGGCGGCGGCGACGACGACGACGGCGGCGGCGGCGGCGGCGGGGCCGCGGGGCGCGGAGCUGCGGGUGUUCAAGGCGAGCAGCGCCGAGGGGCGGCUGCCGGCCGGCUCCAACCUGCGCAAGCAGAAGUCGCUCACCAACCUGGCCUUCCUCACCGACGCCGAGAAGAAGCGGCAGCUCUACGAGCCGCGCUGGAGCGACGACAUGGCCAAGGCGGCGGCCACGGUGGCGGCAGGAGGCCGUGGCGGCGGUGGCGGCGGUGGCGGCGGUGGUCCCCGCGCCCGCGAGGCGCCCGCCAUGUCGCGCAGCCUGUCCCGCUCCGAGCACUCCCUGCUGCCGCCGCGCCCCGCCGGCCCCGCCAAGCCGCCGGCCGCCGGCAAGCCCAGCCGCAUCCCCCGGGGGCCCUACGCUGAGGUGAAGCCCCUCAGCAAGGCCCCCGAGGCGGGCGGCGGUGGCGGCGGCGGUGGCAAGUGCGACGACGAGCUGCUGGGCGGGAAGGGGCCUGCGGCGGCGGGCGCCGAGGAGAAGCCGUACCUGAAGGUGGACCCCGAGCUGGUGGUGACGGUGCUGGGAGACCUGGAGCAGCUCCUCUUCAGCCAGAUGUUGGACCCCGAGUCCCAGAGGAAGAGGACGGUGCAGAAUGUGCUGGACCUUCGGCAGAACCUGGAGGAGACCAUGUCCAGCCUGCGGGGCUCCCAGGUGUCUCACAGCUCCCUGGAGAUGACGUGCUACGACAGCGACGAAGCCAACCCCCGCAGCGUGUCCAGCCUGUCGAACCGCUCCUCGCCGCUCUCCUGGCGCUACGGGCAGUCGAGCCCCCGCCUGCAGGCCGGGGACGCGCCGUCGGUGGGGGGCAGCUGCCGCUCCGAGGGCACCCCCAGCUGGUACAUGCACGGCGAGCGGGCGCACUACUCGCACACCAUGCCCAUGCGCAGCCCCAGCAAGCUGAGCCACAUCUCCCGCCUGGAGCUGGUCGAGGCGCUGGACACCGACGACGUGGAGCUGAAGUCGGGCUACAUGAGCGACAGCGAUUUGAUGGGGAAGACCCUGACGGAGGACGACGACAUCACCACGGGCUGGGAUGAAAGCAGCUCCAUCAGCAGCGGCCUCAGCGAUGCCUCUGACAACCUCAGCUCGGAGGAGUUCAACGCCAGCUCCUCGCUCAACUCCCUGCCCUCCACCCCCACGGCCUCGCGCAGGAACUCGGCCAUAGCGCUGCGCACGGACUCAGAGAAGCGCUCGCUGGCAGAGAGCGGGCUGAGCUGGUACGGCGAGGCCGAGGACAAGGCGACGAAGAAGCUGGACUACGACAGCAGCAGCCUCAAGAUGGAGCACGGCUCCUCCAAGUGGCGGCGGGAGCCCUCGGAGAGCUGCGAGGAGGGGUCCAAGGGCGGCGAGCUGAAGAAGCCGGUCAGCCUGGGCACCCCGGGCUCCCUCAAGAAGGGCAAGACCCCUCCGGUGGCAGUGACCUCUCCUAUCACCCACACGGCCCAGAGCACCCUCAAAGUGGCAGGCAAACCUGAGACCAAAGCCACCGACAAGAGCAAACUGUCCGUGAAGAACACAGGCCUGCAGCGCUCCUCCUCCGACGCCGGCCGCGACCGCAUCGGUGAUGCCAAGAAGCCCCCGUCAGGCCUCACGCGCCCCUCGGCCUCCAGCUCCUUCGGCUAUAAGAAGCCGGCUCCUGCCACUGGCACCGCCACCGUCAUGCAAGCUGGGGGCUCGGCCACGCUCGGCAAGAUCCAGAAGAGCUCCGGCAUCCCCGUCAAGCCGGUCAGCGGGAGGAAAACAAGCCUGGAUGUCUCCAACGCGGCCGAGCCCGGCUUCCUGGCCCCAGGGGCUCGCUCCAACAUCCAGUAUCGCAGCCUGCCCCGGCCGGCCAAGUCCAGCUCCAUGAGCGUGACGGGCGGCCGCGGCGCCAACCGGCCCGUCAGCAGCAGCAUCGAUCCCAGCCUGCUCAGCACCAAGCAGGGCAGCAUCUCGGUGUCGCGGCUCAAGGAGCCGUCCAAGAUCGGCGCCGGCCGUGGCGCGCCGGCCCCCGUGAACCAGACGGACCGGGAGAAGGAGAAGGCCAAGGCCAAGGCGGUAGCGCUGGACUCCGAGUGCGUGACGCUGAAGAGCAUCGGCUCACCCGAGAGCACCCCGAAAGCCCAGGCCAACCUCCCACCGGCGGCCAAGGUGGCUGAGCUGCCCCCCACGCCUCUCAGAGCGGCUGCCAAGACGUACGUGAAGCCUCCCUCGCUGGCCAACUUGGACAAGGUCAACUCAAACAGCCUGGACUUGCCCUCCUCCAGCGAGCUGCACCCCCCGCACGCUGCCAAGCUCCAGGACCUGCACCCAACCGGCGGGCACCUGACGCCCUGCUUCAGCCCCAGUCCUGCCCCCAUCCUCAACAUCAACUCGGCCAGCUUCUCCCAGGGCCUGGAGCUCAUGGGCGGCUUCAGCGUCCCCAAGGAAGGCAGGAUGUACCCCAAGCUCUCAGGCCUGCACCGCAGCAUGGAGUCCCUGCAGAUGCCCAUGAGCCUGCCCAGUGCCUUUUCGGGGGGCAGCACCGCCGCCCCCACCCCUGCUGCUGUCCCCCCUGCCAGCGCGGAGGAGGAGGAGGAGGAGGCGGGUGAGCUGGGCUGGAGCGGCAGCCCCCGGCUCGCUCAUCUGGACAGCUCCAACCGCGACAGGAACACGCUGCCCAAGAAAGGGCUGAGGUACCAGCUCCACUCCCAGGAGGAGGCCAAGGAGCGGCGCCACUCGCACACCAUCGGCGGGCUCCCCGAGUCGGACGACCAGACGGAGCUGCCCUCGCCCCCCGCCCUGCCCAUGGCGCUGGUGGGGAAGGGCCCGCUCACCAGCAUCGUGAGCCCCACUGCCGCCACCACCCCGCGGAUCACCCGCUCCAACAGCAUCCCCACCCACGACUCCACCUUUGAGCUGUACAGCACCUCCCAGAUGGGCAGCACCCUCUCCCUGGCAGACAAACCCAAGGGCAUGAUCCGCUCGGGCUCUUUCCGGGACCCUGUGGACGACGUUCACGGAUCGGUGCUGUCCCUGGCCUCCAGCGCGUCCUCCACCUACUCGUCCGCUGAGGAGAAGAUGCAGUCCGAGCAAAUCCGCAAGCUGCGCCGCGAGCUGGAGUCCUCGCAGGAGAAGGUGGCCACCCUGACGUCCCAGCUGUCUGCUAACGCCAACCUGGUGGCAGCUUUUGAGCAGAGCCUGGUGAGCAUGACGUCCCGCCUGCGGCACCUGGCCGAGACUGCUGAGGAGAAGGACACGGAGCUGCUGGACCUGCGGGAGACCAUCGACUUCCUCAAGAAGAAGAACUCGGAGGCCCAAGCCGUGAUCCAGGGCGCUCUGAAUGGCACCGAAGUCGCGCCCAAAGAGCUGCGCAUCAAGCGGCAGAACUCCUCCGACAGCAUCUCCAGCCUCAACAGCAUCACCAGCCACUCCAGCAUCGGCAGCAGCAAGGACGCAGACGCCAAGAAGAAGAAGAAGAAGAGCUGGGUGUAUGAGCUGCGAAGCUCCUUCAACAAGGCCUUCAGCAUCAAGAAGGGGCCCAAGUCGGCCUCGUCCUACUCGGACAUCGAGGAGAUUGCCACGCCGGACUCGUCUGCCCCGUCCUCCCCCAAGCUGCAGCACGGCUCCACGGAGACCGCCUCGCCCUCCAUCAAGUCCUCCACGUCCUCCUCCGUGGGCAUCGACACGGCUGAGCUCUUCCAGGCCCACAGCGAGGGCGAGCCGGAGAAGAAGGAGGUGUCGGAGCUGCGGUCAGAGCUGUGGGAGAAGGAGAUGAAGCUGACGGACAUCCGCUUGGAGGCCCUCAACUCGGCCCACCAGCUGGAGCAGCUGCGGGAGACCAUGCACAACAUGCAGCUGGAGGUGGAUCUCCUGAAGGCCGAGAACGACCGGCUCAAAGUGGCUCCGGGGCCCUCGGCAGUGCCGGGAUCCCUUCCCGGCCACGUCACGAGCACUUCGGCCUCCUCUUCGCCGCGGCGCUCGCUGGGCCUCGCCCUCGGCCAUGCCUUCAGCCCCAGCCUGGCGGACACAGAUGUGUCCCCCAUGGAUGCUGUCAGUGCCGGCACCCAGAAAGACGAGCUGACGCUGAGGAUCGUGGUGCGCAUGCCGCCCCAGCACAUCAUCAAGGGGGACCUCAAGCAACAGGAGUUUUUCCUGGGCUGGACCAAGGUGAGCGGGAAGGUGGACUGGAAGAUGCUGGAUGAGGCUGUCUGCCAGGUCUUCAAGGAUUACAUCACCAAGAUGGAUCCUGCCUCCACGCUGGGGCUCAGCACCGAGUCUGUCUAUGGCUACAGCAUCAGCCACAUCAAGCGGGUCCUGGACACGGAGCCGCCGGAGCUGCCGCUGUGCCGCCGGGGCAUGACCAGCAUCGUGGUGACGCUCAAAGGCUUGAAGGAGAAGUGCGUGGACAGCCUGGUGUUCGAGACGCUCAUCCCCAAGCCCAUGAUGCAGCAUUACAUCAGCCUCCUGCUGAAGCACCGGCGGCUCAUCCUCUCGGGACCCAGCGGCACGGGCAAGACUUACCUGACCAACCGCCUGGCCGAGUACCUGGUGGAGCGCUCGGGCCGGGACGUCACCGAGGGCAUCGUCAGCACCUUCAACAUGCACCAGCAGUCCUGCAAGCUCCGUUGGUUGCAGGACCUGCAGCUGUACCUCUCCAACCUGGCCAACCAGAUCGACCGGGAGACGGGCACGGCAGACGUGCCGCUGGUGAUCCUCCUGGAUGAUCUCAGCGAGGCGGGCUCCAUCAGCGAGCUCGUCAACGGCGCGCUCACCUGCAAGUACCACAAAUGCCCCUACAUCAUUGGGACCACCAACCAGCCCGUGAAGAUGACUCCGAACCACGGCCUCCACCUCAGCUUUAGGAUGCUGACCUUCUCCAACAACGUGGAGCCAGCCAACGGCUUCCUGGUGCGCUACCUGCGGCGGAAGCUGCUGGAGUCGGACACGGACGUCAACGCCAACAAGGAGGAGCUGCUGCGCGUGCUGGACUGGGUGCCCAAGCUCUGGUACCACUUGCACACCUUCCUGGAGAAACACAGCACCUCCGACUUCCUCAUCGGUCCCUGCUUCUUCCUGUCCUGCCCCAUUGGAAUUGAGGAUUUCCGGACUUGGUUCAUCGACCUGUGGAAUAACUCCAUCAUCCCCUACCUGCAGGAGGGAGCGAAAGAUGGGCUCAAGGUCCACGGGCAGAAGGCGGCCUGGGAGGACCCCGUGGAGUGGGUGCGGGACACCCUGCCCUGGCCGUCAGCGCAGCAGGACCAGUCCAAGCUGUACCACCUGCCCCCGCCCACCAUCGGGCCCCACAGCACCGUGUCCCCUCCCGAGGAGCGCACCGUCAAGGACACGACGCCCAGCUCCCUGGACGCGGACCCCCCUGAUGGCCAUGCUGCUGAAGCUCCAGGAAGCCGCCAACUACAUCGAGUCUCCGGACCGCGAGACUAUGGUGGAUCCCGACCUGCAGUCGACUCUGUGAGGCACGGACAUGCCGGCCCAGGCGCAGGGGAGCCGCCGCCGGGCUGCUCUCCUUCUCCUCUGGUAGCCUGGAGCGCGGGGCUGGGGCUGGUGAGCGAGCGGAGAGGACUGGGGCUCCGCGCGUCCUUCGCGGAGCGUGGGGAAGCUCGGCUCACCCGCGGGAGAGCGCGAGGUGCCGUUUCCCCUCCCCAGGCCGGGAGUAGGAGGAUCCUGGUUUCUCUUCUUGGUUUUUCUGUCUGUUGCAAACGCUCGGGCUUCGGGGCCGGGCUGACCCGCUGGGACCAAGCCCCCGCUCUGCGGAGCCGCAGGAAGGCCCCUGCGUGGGGCAGGGACCCCGCGGGAGCCACCUGGGCCGGAGCUGGGCCGCGUCCCUCUGUCCGGCCAGCGCGCGGCCGAGGGCAGGCACCGAGGGACCGCUGCCGGGGGGAAGCGCCCGCCUCGCUCUGAGCGAGGAGCAGCGCGGCUCCGCCGCUAUCUUUGUACGUUCCCUGUUUAACCUGCAUGGCAGCCGCUGCGACCCGGACAGCCCAAUAAACCCUGCUUUGGUUAUUUUAUUUUAUUUCCCCCGCACACACACCCCUUCCUUCCCUUUUCUUUGGCCGAGUCCAGACUUUGCUUUGGUCCCUUUUUUGUUCUUGUUCUUUUCUCUCCCUGCCCGUGGCCCGGUGCCCCUCACUUCCCCGCGAGCAGCUCCCCUUCCUUUUGCUUUCUUUUGCAGCCGUCGGUUCCACCACUCCAACCACCUCCGUUACAAAACUGGUGCUCACUGGACAACCUCCAGUCCCUGAAUCCACCUCCUGCAGCCUCGCACCUGGGCUGGGACGGGACCUGGCAGCCGGUGGCAGCGGGAUGCUCCCGGAGCACCCCCUUGCCUGGCAGCCCCCCUCCCCAAAAGCACAAGGCAGAGUCCGGCCCUGGGGACGAGGUGUCCCACCCGGCCGGGAUGCUAAGGGACAUCCCCGCCCCUGCACGCAGGGUGCUGCUGCCCUGUCCCCGCUGUGCUGGGGGGCACAGACUGCCCCCCGUCCCCUCCCUGCUGCCUGGCGGGGUGGCACAGGGUGGCAGGCUGUGCCCAGGGUUGUCCCCGUGCCCCCAGAUCCCCCCCCAGGCUCUGUUGGGGUUUGGUGGCCCCCAGGUGCCAGCCUGCGCCCUCGGGCCUGGCAGCGCCUGCUCAGCGUGGGCUCGCCGUACCCCGCACCGGUGCUCUGGGGACACCCAGCUGGGGCCACGCAUCCUCUUGGCCCCAAGGUGCAAUGUCACAGGCGCUGCUCCCGCCGCACUGCCUUAAUCCCUGCGCCGUGUGGGAAGGGGGCAGGCGGGGCUGGGGCUGGCACGGUCACAGCCUGCCCCAGGGGCGGUGUCCUCUCACUGUGUCCCUAAAGCCAGCCGGGCUGGGACAGGACGGCGGCACUGGGGUGAGCCCAGCCCAGCCGGGGCCGCUGGCUUCAUGCCCUUUACUUGCACAUCCCUGAGGAUGCUCCAGGGCUGCUGCCUCUGGCCCCGCUGGGCUCCGCAGCCCCCUCCCUCUCCCCAUGGUCCCACCACCGGGCCGAGGGGAGCACGACGCCUGGGACCCCCCCUCCUCGGACCCCUUUCGGGGAGAGGUGGCCCCAGGGCCGGGCUGUCCACCCUGUCCUGCUCCCACCCCCUCCUCGUGCGUGGCCUUUGGGGACACCUCGCCACCCUGCGAGGCGGCCAUCUCCUCCCAGGCCCUGCCUGGCCCCCCUGGUGCCGCUCGCCGGCGGCCACCACCGCUGCCCUUGGUGCUCUCUCGCCCGGCGCGCCUCGCCUUGCCGCCCCGCGCAUCCGGGCCGCGGCGCACGCGCCCCAUGGUGCUCACUUCUCCGUCUGUCCGACAGCCUCCCCGCCGCCACCUCGCAGCCCCCCGGCCCCCCCCGGGGCCGGCCAGCCCGGCCCCUCCGCACAGGGCUGUCCCUCCCCACGCUGGCUUGGACGCUAGGGCUUUUCGUUUGCCUUCUCUUGUGUUGCCGCCGUCGGCUAAGGACUCUCGCUGUAAAUAGAUCUGUAGUCGAACGCCCUGCGUGAGUUGGUGGGGCCCGGCCCUGCGCGUCUUUCCGUUUUUUUGUACUCUGUGAUAACUGUGCUGUGCUGACUUCUUUUCUGAUUGUACAAGACACCGGCUCAGCAGUCGCUCGAGGCCGGCGCUGGGGAUCCGCGCUCCCCUCCAGCCCCACUCACCCUCCUCGGGGCUCUGGUGCCUGAGGCAGGACGGGGCACGAAGCACCUUUGGGUGCCCUCCUGGGUGCCCUGAGGAGCCCCGUGGUGUAAGGGGUCGAUGCAUCCCCCCUGCUUUGCACGGUGUCCGGGGUCGGGCUGUCUUUCCUGACCCCCACGGAGCCACCAAACCAUCAAACCAACCGUCCCCAUCACCGGCUCACCCGGGGCCAUACACCUGGGUGCCCCCAGCCCCUUUCCCAUGGGUUUGCCCCAUCCUUCCCCGCCUGGCACUGCCCCAUAACCUCAGCCGCUGUGUGCUGGGGUGAGGGACAAACCUUGGUGUACACCAGGAGGAAUCCCAAGCCCUGCAUCAGCCCGUUUCAGCGCUGUGGGAUGGGCGAUGCCCCGAGGAUGGUGUGUGUGUGGGGGGGGGCUCUCCCUGGGGCUCCCCAGCUGAGGGGGACAGGCCCCGAUGGCUCCUCCUGGCUUACACCGCGCACCCCCCCGUCCCCAAGCGUGGCAGCCAUCGGGGGCGCUGGGGACCGAGCGUCCCCCAGGGCUGCCGGUGCCUGGCCCAACGGGGCCGACCAUUGCACUGAGGCAUCCCCCGGAGCCCCAGGGGUGCCCGUCACCCCCAAAGGCGCCUGUUGUCCCUAAGGGUGCCCACCGUGCCGAGGGUGCCCGUCACCCCAAAGGUACCCGCGGCCCCUCGGAGCGCCAGGAGCCCUCCCGAGGGGCUGGAGCUGGCGGCUGCCGGCGCCUCCCCCUCCUGCCCCCUCGAGCUGCUGCUGCCCGGUGGCCUGAACCUUACAAUUUUAGCUUUUUUCUAUUAAAAAAGAAAAACAAAACAACAACCUUUUUUUAAUUAAAUAAAAGACGAAAAUGGACAAAUUCCUGUUUUAGAUGAUCUGUGUAACUGACUGGGUUUUGUGUUUCUUAACUGCAUGGUAUUCCUGCCGAGGGGUUUUAUAGCACUUUUUAAAUUUCUCUUUAAGAUUUUGGUCCGGAUUUCUACUGCUCUCGCCUGUCUGUCUUUGCUUUUUCCUUGCCUCUUCGAAGUUUGUAAACUCGCUCCAUUUUAUACCUGAUGUUGGAACCCAACCCUACGUUGUACAUAGCUGCGGGAACAAUCAGAGGGAACAAACACUAUCUGGACUCUUUCCACAAUUCGUUGUUUUUACUUAAAGAAAUUUUCAAGUCCAAAAGGAAGCCAGGAAAAGGCUUGAGGAUGUUACGAAGGACAGAAACAAAUCCAGCCCUGCACCAAGUCAGCUCCUGCUGCCCACGCUGCCCGCACCAACCGGCAUGUCUCUUCUCGGUCGUCUGUCUAACACCAUUGGAUUCAAUAAAGUUAUCUCCUGUACCGCC
Messenger RNA from Cygnus olor (mute swan), 9970 nucleotides. RefSeq names its product neuron navigator 1 (gene NAV1). The record is from RefSeq and is a predicted model, not a curated record. Lineage: Eukaryota; Metazoa; Chordata; Aves; Anseriformes; Anatidae. Bases 134 to 6871 code for a protein of 2245 amino acids. The transcript is spliced from 33 exons. Gene Ontology annotation, molecular function: ATP hydrolysis activity. Gene Ontology annotation, cellular component: microtubule cytoskeleton; axon initial segment. Gene Ontology annotation, biological process: microtubule bundle formation; nervous system development; neuron migration.